Messenger RNA from Encephalitozoon hellem ATCC 50504, 828 nucleotides. RefSeq names its product putative endonuclease. Lineage: Eukaryota; Fungi; Microsporidia; Unikaryonidae. Gene Ontology annotation, biological process: base-excision repair. Gene Ontology annotation, molecular function: DNA-(apurinic or apyrimidinic site) endonuclease activity; DNA binding; phosphoric diester hydrolase activity. The record is from RefSeq and is a predicted model, not a curated record. The transcript has a single exon. The coding region runs from base 1 to 828 and encodes 275 amino acids.
AUGGCAAAGCUGAUUGGUGCACAUCUAUCGAUAAGCAAGGGGAUUCAUACAAUCCAGGCACAAAUGGAAUCACUCGGACUGGACACGUGUGCAAUAUUUCUAAAGAGUCAAAGAAGAUACCUUGCACCACCAAUGAAGGAGGGUGUUGCAGAUGUGUUCAAGGCUCAUGUUCUGCAUCCAGAGCUGAUUGUUCCCCAUGGAUCCUAUCUCGUCAACUUCGGAAAUCCAAGCCUGGUAGAAAAGAGUAUGGAAUGUCUUGUUGACGACCUAGAAAGAUGCAAGUCCUUGGGAAUCAAGAUGUACAACAUGCAUCCGGGGAGUGAUAAGACAAGAGGUAAGGCAGAGUGCCUGAGAAGCAUUGGUCGUAAUGUGAACACGGCUAUAUCGAGAGUGCAGGACGUCAUUAUACUUAUGGAAAACAUGGCAGGCCAGGGCAAUGUAGUUGGAAGCACCUUUGAGGAACUAAGAGAUAUUAUAGGAGAAAUUGAAGAUAAGGAAAGAGUCGGUGUGUGCUUAGAUACAUGCCACUUAUUUGGGGCUGGAUUUGAUAUCACAACAGAAGAAAGGUUUGCAGAGGUCAUGGAAAAGUUUGACAGGGUAGUUGGACUAAGGUUUUUGAAGGCCAUGCACAUCAACGAUAGCAAAGAAGCACUGGGGUCGAAGAAGGAUAGGCAUGAAUCAAUUGGAAAAGGAAUGAUUGGCGAAAAGGCGUUCAGAUUCAUUAUGAACAGCAGAAUCUUCGACAACAUUCCAUUGAUCCUCGAGACUCCUGACCCAGAAAGAUACAAAGAAGAAGCAGAGUUCUUGAGGAACCUGAUCAAUAAAUGA